Messenger RNA from Staurois parvus, 338 nucleotides. The record is from the annotation of a GenBank genome assembly. NCBI's taxonomy places the organism in Eukaryota, Metazoa, Chordata, Amphibia, Anura, Ranidae.
UGGUGGAGAGGGGUGGAGGACACUGAGUGGAGGCCAGUGGAGGGAUUGGCAGAGAGGGAUGGAGGACAGUGAAUGGAAGCCAGUGGAGGGAUUGGCAAAGAGGGAUGGAGGACACUGAGUGGAGGGAUUGGCAGAGAGGGGUAGAGGACACUGAGUGGAGGGAUUGGCAGAGAGGGGUGGAGGACACUGAAUGGAGGCCAGUGAAGGGAUUGGCAAAGAGGGGUGGAGGACACUGAAUGGAGGCCAGUGGAGGGAUUGGCAGAGAGGGGUGGAGGACACUGAAUGGAGGCCAAUGGAGGGAUUGGCAGAGAGGGGUGGAGGACACUGAAUGGAGGCCA